This is a messenger RNA of Fraxinus pennsylvanica, 666 nucleotides long. The record is from the annotation of a GenBank genome assembly. NCBI's taxonomy places the organism in Eukaryota, Viridiplantae, Streptophyta, Magnoliopsida, Lamiales, Oleaceae.
AUGUUGGUAGUUAACAAGGAUUCUGACGAUGAAGCAGCUCUAGAAGCCUAUGAAUUCCGGUUGGAUCAGUUCUCUUCUGUUGAAGAGGCCUACAAUGAUGGGAUGAGUCGAUUAGAAGCUCUAGUGUCAAGAGUGCAUGAUAUAGUGCCUCCUCAGCUGCCUUUGGGCUCAAUUAAAUUGUCUACUAGCCCUUUUGGCCCUUCAUUAAGUCAGUCCACCAUGACAAGAGAAGGAUAUCAGAGGGCAGUAAGGCAAGCUAAGGAGCAUAUCCUUGCUGAGAGCCAACAUGGUCUUGGACCUGGAGGAAACCACAGGGCUUCCAAGUUCUCUAGUGGAAGCCUUUUUAAUCGUAGUUACAUAGCGAUAUCUGCUGUAGGAACACAACAGGGAAAUGCUCUGAGAACAGAAAUGGAAGUGCACACAACAGUUUCUGGCAUGAAGUUCAACAGAAGGCUCCCCAAGCCUCCAACAGAGAUUGUUCUGCGGGUGAAACAGGGAGAUAAUCCAACCUUUGGGUUCUUGAUGCCUGACAAUUAUCUUCAUGUCUACUUCAGAUACCUUGUCGACCAUCCAAAACUUUUGCAUUUUGACAUUGAUGGAAACUCUCAAAAUGAGAGGGAAAAAGCUGGCAGUGAGCACAAUGAUCUCGACCGCCUUGGAGGUUGA